AUUUAGUAGGCAAAAAGUCAUACCAAAAAUUUUGCAUAAAUAUUUCAUCAAUAUCUCGGAUCGACUUAAGCACUUUUGUGAUCGAUAAAAAAAUAUUAUAAGAUGGUUUCCAUUUUGGAAGCAUCUACAUUAGACAAUAAGUUGAAUAUUAUUAACCAUAGCUCUGAUGGAUGAUAGAAUACUUGUUUCAGACGAAAAUAUGCAACUGUCAUCCUCUCCAAAAUAAGACAAGAUGCCUCAAUCUGCGCUUACAUUCACUAUGUGAUUCACCAGCAUUUUAUCCAGAAGAUCGCAUUCGCAAGUUGUUGGAGAGGAAAAAGAAACGGUUUCAGAUCCUGUCUGGAACAGUGAUAACACCCACGAGCGACCCCAAAGGCUUGGUUCCUCAAGUAAGAUUCGAUGACUCACGAGACUUCAAGAAUUUAUGCGACACUAAGUUGGAGACAAUUCUGCCCAAAUCUGGAAUUGAUGAAAAAGGAGUGCAGAGAUACAUUAUCAACCAACCCGAUUUCAAACAAGCCAUUAUCUUUGAGACAUGCAAGAAUGAAUCACCCUGUGUACAAGAAAUGAUGCCGAUGGGUUAUCAAACGUUAUGUCAACAAAAAUACUCAAAAAUUCGCCUGCUUACCUUCACUGAGAACGAGGCGGAAAAGUGUAAGGGGAAGAGGUCUACCAUGGAAUAUAUCACAUUCCGAGUGCCAAGCACUUGCGUCUGUACGAUAACUAGGGUCAGUACCUUAAAACAUCCUUAAGGCUAUUGGUGAAUAAAUCCUAAUAUCCUGUCACUUGCUCAAGACAGUAAAACGUAAGACUUUUAUUUUGUAUCCUUUGUAUUUUUACAUAAAUAUCAAGUGAGAACUAUUUGAAGCAUGUAGCUAAUUUUACGAAACUUAUCCUCUGUUUUUCAUGUUCAUAGAACUCCAAUGUGUGGUCGAAUCAAACCACAUAUAUGUUUUAAUUUCUCUUUACUGUACGACGUUUCGCCAUCACGGUGACCUUAUUCAAGUCCAAUGACAAUUAGUUGUCAUUGUAAUUUGUCAUUGCACAUUAAAAACGCAGGUGUGGGGUCGAAACAUUGAUUCAGCCAGGCAAUAGAGCUCUAUUUACAAAACGUUUACAAAUCUCAAUUCGUCUUUUGAUUUUAAAAAUUUGAACGUGUACCCUUAUUUGCAUAGCUCAGUUGUGUUUUUGGUGAAUCUUUAGGAAGGAAUAGUAAAUAAACGUGAUUUUUUUCACCAGCCUUUAUUUCUAGAGACAGAAUGGUGAAUGUACGAUAUCGAGUAGUCUGUAGUAAGC
Messenger RNA from Acanthoscelides obtectus, 1296 nucleotides. NCBI's taxonomy places the organism in Eukaryota, Metazoa, Arthropoda, Insecta, Coleoptera, Chrysomelidae. The record is from the annotation of a GenBank genome assembly.